Eimeria tenella is the source of this 675-nucleotide messenger RNA. RefSeq lists its product as uncharacterized. The record is from RefSeq and is a predicted model, not a curated record. Lineage: Eukaryota; Apicomplexa; Conoidasida; Eucoccidiorida; Eimeriidae. The transcript has 2 exons. Bases 1 to 675 code for a protein of 224 amino acids.
AUGCAGCAGCAGCAGCUCGAGGCCCCGGGCCCCCACUUCUCUGCUUUUGGGGUUCAGCGACAAGCAGCCGGCCAGCAGCGCGCUCGUCAAGCUGCUGCUGCUGCUGCUGCUGUUGCUCGCUGCUGCAGCGCCACCCCCAAACACGCCCUCCUUCAAGCAGCAGGGCAGCAGCAAGCUGCUGCUGCUGCUGCUGCUCAGCCCGGGCAGCAGCAGCACCUCGCCCCCCACGGGGCGGUUCGUCAAGGGAUCCGCAACCAGCCGGAACAGGCCCUGGUACAGCUGCAGCAGCAGCAGCAGCAGCAGCAGCAGCAAGGGCUCGCUUCAGGGCCAUCGACGGAGAAGAGUGCAGCAGCAGGAGCAAAGGCAGCAACGGAGAAGCGCGCAGCUUCGCUCCCACGAAGUAGCACAGCUAUGCAAGCAGCAGCAGCAGCAGCAGCAGCAGCAGCAGCAGCAGAGGCACCUACCAACGGCAUGAGUGGCUCAACUGCGUCUCUGCUUAAGGGCGCUAGCAGAGUGCUAAGUGCUGCUGUGGCAGCAGCAGCAACUUCAGCAGAAGGGUCCGCGAGGGCCGUCGGCAGCAGCAGCUGCCUUGACUUCGCUGCUGCUGCGCUCGCUGAUGGCCCGCACCAGCACGGGGAUGCAGAGAGAAAGUGCUGCUGCUGCUGCUUCAUCUGA